AUUUAUAUACCGAUAUUUCGCUCUGCUUUUGCUGAAAUAAAUACAUUGUUUAUAGCAUCCAUAGCCAGCAAAAUAUAUCAACAAUGGAACUUGCAGUGCCAAAGAGUCCUAGACAAAACAUAUUAAAGGGAUUGCCACCUCACAUUCUCAACGCUAUUUUUACCCAACUCUCGUUUGAACAAACAUUCUUAUUCAUUUCCUCUGCUAACCCAACAGUUAAAAGAACAUGUUUGGCAAAAGUAUUCCAAAAUAUUGAACUAAUUACACAUGAUUCUCGAAAUUUUGUUCCUUCUGAUCACACUAAAAACUUCCCAAAGUCCCCCUUGAUAUUGAGCCUUAAAGAUGUUUUACUUUUUAAACACUAUUUGAAUCAAUUUACCAAUGCGAUAUUUCUCAAAGUAUGCUUGCCUGACACAAAUUUAUUAGAUAAUCAUCAAGACAUAAUCACUAUGUUUUGUUCAGUGACAAAAAUGGUAAUUGACGUACAAUCACCUUCGUACUGUUACAAUAAUGCACUUUAUUCAGCGCCUUCUUCAGAACCAAAGGUACAUGAUGGUUUUCGGAAAUGUAUAUCAAUAAUCAAAAACUUGCUACUAGUUCAAAAACACACAUUGAAAACCGUGAUAAUUGACUUUAAGAAUAUAAUUUCUCGGAAAUAUUCCAAAUUUCAACAUGCACCAGGCACAAGUAACGAUCCUGAUUAUCAUCCAGAGGAUCUAACCGAUCCACAAUCUCUUUUCUCAGAUGAAUGUGUUAAUUUUAAUCAAUUUGACUUGAAAAGAUUACACUUGAAUGGUAUGGACCUAACCGAAAUAGAAUCUGGCGUGUCAAAGCUAAAAAGUAUAAACCAUUUUGAAUUAAGAAAUAAUAAUUUUGGCAGAUUGGAAAAUGUCUGUUUUUCUGAAAUGAUAAAGUAUUUGGACUUAACCAACAGUAAAAUUACAAGUAUUAAAAAUGUUCAUUUUCCAAAGCAUUUGGCUACUUUAAAACUAUUUUCUAAUAAACUAAAAGAGUUUAACAAUCCCAUUGAGCCUGAAGAUCAGAUCAAACCAAAUCUAAGAAACAAUUCCAUUUUUAAUAUCAAAAGUAUUCGAAGUUUAAAUCCAUUGUCAAAUUUAGAAGAAUUAUAUCUUUUGUUGAAUCUUUGUUCAAACAGGAUAAAAAUUGUAGAAAACAUUGAAAGAUUAGACAAUUUAAGUAAGAUCAAUUUAGCACACAACAUUAGUGGCUUUAAACUUGUGGAAAAUAAGACGUGUUUGAGAAAAUUAACGACAAUGAAUCUAUCCUAUAACAGAAUAUCCGAAAUUAGCGGUUUGAAUUGUAUAAAGAAUUUGAAAUCUUUGGACUUACCAAACAAUCGUAUUAAAACACUAGUCUCUAUUGAACAGCUAAAUAAUUGUUCAUUUGUAAAUCUAUGAUAUAAUAAGAUAGAUCUAACUCAAAAUGGGAGAAUUAAAACUAAGCAGUCUUCAAUAUUCAAAAAACUAUUCAAAAGAUUGUUUAAAAGAAAACCCACUUUGUCAGGUUUAAAUAAAAAGGAUCUUCCACAAUUGUCUAACUUUAUGAAGAUUGCAAUAUCAAAAUCAGGAGUAUCCAAAGAAGAGUGAUAGAUUGAGGAAAACAUUCCCAAGUUUAAAGAUUACUUUCUAUGGCAAUAAGAUUACUUUCUAUGGCAAUAAGAUUACUUUCUAUGGCAAUAAGAUUAUCUUGAAUUGCUAGUUUUGAAUACUCUAAACUCCAACUUUUCCAACAUAACAGAACUC
This is a messenger RNA of Ascoidea rubescens DSM 1968, 1763 nucleotides long. RefSeq names its product leucine-rich repeat domain-containing protein. The coding region runs from base 84 to 1418 and encodes 444 amino acids. NCBI's taxonomy places the organism in Eukaryota, Fungi, Ascomycota, Saccharomycetes, Ascoideales, Ascoideaceae. The transcript has 3 exons. The record is from RefSeq and is a predicted model, not a curated record. Gene Ontology annotation, molecular function: protein binding.